AGUUCUACAUAUAUCUUGUAAAGUUUUUUAUUUGCAAUAAUUUAUCGUCAAAUAUAUUUAUAGAAAAAUGGCAUUAAUUAACAAUUUCUGUGAUGAGUGAUAAGUUUCUAGCCAUCUAGACCUUAAGAAUAAAUUGAUCAACAUCAUCCUUUUCAACUUCAGCGACUUACUUUGUUUCCCUUAAAAAACACUGCAUUAAUUAUUUUAAAAGCUUCUGGAGAGAACGGACUAAAAUUUGCUCAAGAUAAUAGAUUGCAAUUCACUGACUCGUCCCAUACCUAAUAAUAACAUAAAAUAGAACAAAAACAGCAGCAUAUAACAUAAGGUAGUAGCAGAAGAAAAAAGAAAAACCAUUUCCACACAAAGAAAAUGCGCGAAUUUAAAGUUGUUGUGCUUGGUUCUGGUGGAGUGGGAAAAUCGGCCUUAACUGUACAGUUUGUCUCAGGAUGUUUCAUUGAGAAAUAUGAUCCAACAGUAGAAGAUUUUUAUAGGAAAGAAAUUGAAGUCGAUAAUUCACCAUGCGUGUUGGAGAUUUUGGAUACAGCUGGUACUGAGCAAUUUGCCUCCAUGCGCGAUCUCUAUAUUAAGAAUGGACACGGUUUUAUUGUUAUGUAUUCACUCACAAAUCAUCAGACGUUUCAAGACAUAACGACAAUGAGGAACGUAAUACAUCGAGUAAAAGGAGGACAGCCAACUCCCAUCUUACUAGUCGCCAAUAAACUCGAUCUAGAAUACCAAAGAGAAGUGUCAACAGAAGAAGGUCACGCACUAGCUGAAAUGUGGGGAUGCCCAUUUAUCGAAGCUUCCGCCAAAAGUCGAAUAAACGUGAAUGAAGUUUUUGCUACAGUGGUCCGUGAAAUGAAUAUGUCCAACGAAAAACGAAAGAAAAAAAGUUAUUGUUGUUGCACGAUAUUAUAGGGCACACGUGUUUUGUAAUUCAAAUGAAAUUAGUUAAUUAAGGCCGAUUUAAAACAGAAAAAAAACAACUGAUGAUGUGAAAGCAAUGAUCAAAUUUUUAGGAUCAUUGUUGUGUAGACUUUAUAUCUUUACAUGUUUUUUACGUAAGUGUAUUUUCCCUUUUUACUACUAAUCAAACUAUCCUUCCGUUUUUAAUGCAACCCAAUCCACACAGUUUCACUUCUCCUACAGGACGCAUAUUUGAGUGAGAUUCACAGAUAUUUUUGACAUAAACAUCCACCCAUUUCCUUUUUUUAUAAUACACUAUCAACACAUAGUUCAAACUCUGAUUAUUGGGCUGAUUUUGAGUAUAUGUUCAUCAUUUACUUCGACGAUGAUCAUAAAAAAUCGUAUCAAAUUUCAUUAUGUUAUUCAACCUGAUCGAAUAAUUGAAAUUAAAUAUCAGGAUUUAAAAAUAAUUCUUGGUAUAUAAAGAUUUAAAUCGUGAGAUUAAAAAUUAAUCUGACUGGAUUAAUAUUUAAAUCUAGCUUGAGUAUAAAUAAAUUAAGAGAGAUAAAACUGUGUCAAAAUCUACAAAUUCAGCCAAUAAUCCACCCCCAUUUACACAUGCAAUAUUGUGGCAUUUUCCAUGUUUUUAAGAAUAGAUUUUAAAGAAUAGCGAAGCAACAGAUGACAUUGCUUCAAUUACUAUGGACCCAAAAAAAAAUCCAUUUUAAUCAUAUCUUGAAAUCCCAUCAUCAUCUUUAGACUGUAAUUUAUAUAUUUUAGGACUAUCAUAAUCUUCUUCUGCAAAGAAAAAAAUAUUUUAAAUGAAAGCUCAUAAGACAUGAAAAUUUCUUUCUAAUUCUUUCUGUUUCCUCAUUUUUUUUUUAUUAAAUUAAUCACGUAUGAUUUCCUGCUUUUUAAUAAAACUUAGAAGAAAUUAAAUUAAAUGAAUGAAUUUUCUACUGAAAAUUGAUAAGAAAUGAAAAAUUUAGCUUUAUAAAUUUACCAAAAAAAGAGUGUGUAAGAAGAGGAGCUCAUCGGAUUACAAGAAUGUGGGAAAAAAUAUUAAGUAGAUAAGUAAUAUAAUGAAUUUUUUUGAUGUAGAAUCAAAUUUAUCAAUAUGUGUAGUGUUCUUAACACCUUUUUUAAAUUAACAAAGGAAGGAGUCUAGGUUGGUGCUUUUAGAUAUAAUAAUUAAGGUCGAAUCAGCUAAAGUGGAUGACUUGACAGAAGUGAGAAAAUUCAGUUGUGCAAAAAAGUUUCGAAAUUUAAAUCCAAUAGAGGGAUAGAGCUAUAAAUAUAAGAAAUUUUGAAAAUUUUGUCUUGAUGCAAAAUUACACACAACCAGCAAGUCAUCCACAAAAAUUCAGAAUAUAAUUAAAAAACAUUUCAAAGAGGUGCUAAUCUUUGACUGCAAAACUAAUCAUCACCGCCUUGAAACCUUCCAAUGAAAGCAAUGUAUUCUUUGUUUUAGUUUAAAGACUAUAAAAGCAA
Molecule: messenger RNA, 2397 nt
Organism: Chironomus riparius
Lineage: Eukaryota; Metazoa; Arthropoda; Insecta; Diptera; Chironomidae
Source: the annotation of a GenBank genome assembly